This is a messenger RNA of Exophiala spinifera, 1326 nucleotides long. RefSeq lists its product as uncharacterized. The transcript is spliced from 7 exons. Gene Ontology annotation, biological process: succinyl-CoA metabolic process; tricarboxylic acid cycle. Lineage: Eukaryota; Fungi; Ascomycota; Eurotiomycetes; Chaetothyriales; Herpotrichiellaceae. The record is from RefSeq and is a predicted model, not a curated record. Bases 1 to 1326 code for a protein of 441 amino acids. Gene Ontology annotation, molecular function: metal ion binding; succinate-CoA ligase (ADP-forming) activity; ATP binding. Gene Ontology annotation, cellular component: succinate-CoA ligase complex; mitochondrion.
AUGUACAAACUCGGUCGCCGUAGCUUGGGCCCAGCCUUGAAGGCUGUCAGGGACGCGCCUGUUCGCAGCUCGAUACAGCAACGACGAAACCUCAGUAUCCAUGAAUACCUCUCGGCGAGACUGCUAAAAUCGUAUGGCAUCGGCGUUCCUGAUGGAGAGGUUGCAAAGACACCCCAAGAGGCCGAGGCAAUUGCGAAGAAGAUCUCCGGAGAUGAUAUGGUCAUCAAAGCUCAAGUUCUCGCUGGUGGCCGAGGCAAGGGCACUUUCGACAAUGGCUUGAAAGGUGGUGUCAGAGUCAUUUACUCUCCUACCGAAGCAAAAAUGUUUGCUGAGCAGAUGAUCGGCCACAAACUCAUCACGAAACAAACCGGUGCUCGAGGCCGCAUUUGCAACUCGGUGUACAUUUGCGAGCGUAAAUUUGCCCGUCGAGAAUUCUACCUUGCCAUCCUCAUGGACCGAGCAACCCAGUCCCCCGUAAUCGUCGCGUCAUCCCAGGGUGGCAUGGACAUUGAGACCGUUGCAAAAGAGACGCCCGAUGCCAUCGUCACCACCCCCGUCGACAUCAACACGGGUGUGACGGAUGAGAUGGCGAGGAACAUUGCGACGCAACUCGGGUUCAGUGAACAAUGUAUAGAGGAUGCAAAGAACACCAUCCAGAACCUAUACAAGGUUUUCAUGGAAAAGGACGCCACACAGAUCGAAAUUAACCCUCUGAGCGAGACGAGCGAUCACCAGGUUCUUGCAAUGGACGCCAAAUUGGGCUUCGAUGAUAACGCGGAGUUCCGUCAAAAGGAGGUUUUUUCGUGGAGAGACACCACACAAGAAGACGCUGACGAGGUCAAGGCCGCAGAGUCGGGUCUUAAUUUCAUCAAGCUAGACGGUGAUAUCGGAUGUCUCGUCAAUGGCGCUGGUCUCGCCAUGGCAACUAUGGAUAUCAUCAAGCUGAAUGGCGGCUCCCCCGCUAACUUCUUGGAUGUUGGUGGUGGUGCUACCCCGGAAGCUAUCAAGGAAGCCUUCGAAUUGAUCACUAGCGACCCCAAGGUCACGGCGAUCUUUGUCAACAUCUUUGGAGGCAUUGUCCGAUGUGAUGCUAUUGCAUCGGGCUUGAUCCACGUUGUACAACAGAUGAACUUGCGCCUGCCUAUCGUGUGCCGUCUGCAAGGCACGAACAUGGAGAAGGCAGCUGAAUUGGUCAACAACUCCGGACUCAAGAUCUUCUCUAUCACCGAUCUUCAAGAUGCUGCGGCCAAGGCUGUGGACUUCUCGAAGAUUGUGAAGAUGGCAAGAGACAUUGAUGUCGGCGUCGAGUUUACCCUCGGUAUCUGA